AUGAAAUUCUUCGCUGUUGCUGUCUUACUAGCCUUCGUCGCCGUCGCUGCUGCGCAAGAGGAAAGCGAUUAUAUUGGCAUCGGCAAGUUGACCGAGGAGCAGAAACAAAAGGCUCACGCUUUGGGCAUUGAAUGCUUGAAGGAAACCGGUGCUUCCGAAGAGGCGAUUCGUGCUCACAUCAAAGGCGAUGACAGCCAAGUCGAUGGCAAAGUCAAAUGCUUCAUCAAGUGCAUGCUGGGUAAAUUUGGCUAUGUAGAGAAUGGUGAGGUCAAUGAGGAAAACUUACAGAACUUUUUGGGCAAAUUGAUCGGCGAGGAGAAGGCUAAGGCUGCUCAAGCUAAGUGCAAUGGUUUAAAGGGCACCGACGAAUGUGACACCGCCUACCAAAUUCGCCAAUGUUAUUCAGCUGAUUACAACGGCUUCGCUUUUUAA
This is a messenger RNA of Bactrocera tryoni, 432 nucleotides long. Its product is annotated as general odorant-binding protein 56d-like. Gene Ontology annotation, biological process: sensory perception of smell. Lineage: Eukaryota; Metazoa; Arthropoda; Insecta; Diptera; Tephritidae. The coding region runs from base 1 to 432 and encodes 143 amino acids. The transcript is spliced from 2 exons. The record is from RefSeq and is a predicted model, not a curated record. Gene Ontology annotation, molecular function: odorant binding.